This is a messenger RNA of Atta colombica, 1144 nucleotides long. RefSeq names its product lysosomal aspartic protease-like. Gene Ontology annotation, biological process: cell death; proteolysis. Gene Ontology annotation, cellular component: lysosome. NCBI's taxonomy places the organism in Eukaryota, Metazoa, Arthropoda, Insecta, Hymenoptera, Formicidae. The record is from RefSeq and is a predicted model, not a curated record. The coding region runs from base 5 to 1144 and encodes 379 amino acids. Gene Ontology annotation, molecular function: aspartic-type endopeptidase activity. The transcript is spliced from 8 exons.
AAACAUGUUUCGACUUUUCGUAAUGGUUGCCGCACUUUUCAUGCUGAUCAACGCGGAAUUGCGAAGAAUUUCGUUAUACAGAACAAACUCCAUUCAAAGAUCGAUUGGCAUCGAUCGUCGACAUCAUCGUUUAGUUAGGAGCGUUCUAAGGGAACAUUUAUUUAAUGAUGACGAUGUUUCAUACUACGGCCUUAUCACAAUCGGAACUCCACCGCAGAAAUUUAAAGUACUUAUCGACACUGGUUCCUCAGAUUUCUGGGUAGCGUCUUCAAACUGUGAUCUGUACAACGCUGCUUGUUGGACACAUAAUAGAUAUGAAUAUGAAAAAUCCAGCACAUACGUGGAAAAUGAUACUUCAUUCUAUAUUUCAUAUCAUAAUGGUGAGGUGUCCGGAUAUUUAUCUAUAGAUGUAGUGAAUAUUGCUGGCCUUAAUAUUCAAAAUCAAACAUUCGGAGAAGCAAUAACCCACUUGGGAACCGCCUUUUUCUAUGCAAAAUUUGACGGUAUUUUGGGAAUGGGAUACCCCGAAGGAGUAAUUGCCAAAGGAAUGACUCCCGUUUUUAAUAACAUGAUUAACCAAGGCUUGGUGGAGCCAGUUUUUAGUUUUUAUACAAAUCGAAAUUCUGUGUCCGAAUUUGCUGGUGAACUGAUAUUGGGUGGCUCCGAUCCCAAUCAUUAUUUAGGCAAGCUUACAUAUGUUAAUGUUACUCAUAAAAGAUACUGGCAAUUUAUGAUGGAUAAGAUUCAAAUAGAACAUAGCAGUUUAUGCUCGAAUAGCUGUGAAGCUACCGUCGACACGGGCACUACUAUGCUAAUUGGACCACAAUUGGAUAUUGAAAUUAUUAACGAACUGAUCGGAGCUACUUAUAUUAACGAAGAAAUAAUUGUGGACUGUAAUAGGACUCUUUACUUACCCAAUAUUAGUUUUUUCAUAGGUGGUAAAUCAUUCGAAAUCACUCAUGCAGAUUAUAUUUAUACCGUCACAGAGAAUGGUACUACGAAAUGUAUGAGCGCUUUUGAGAGUUCAUAUUCCAAUGAUGAUUAUGUGGAAUCGAUAUGGAUUUUGGGAACUGUAUUUAUACGUCGAUACUUUAUCGAGUUCGACAUGAAGAAUAACCGGAUUGGUUUCGCUUCUAAGAAGUAA